Molecule: messenger RNA, 684 nt
Organism: Symbiodinium necroappetens
Lineage: Eukaryota; Dinophyceae; Suessiales; Symbiodiniaceae
Source: the annotation of a GenBank genome assembly
GACCCCCAGGUCGCAAGCCUGUUCCAGAUCGUGGGCGAGUUUUUUGACGUGGUGAUGCAGCCAGCGGGCGAGGAGCCGAAGGAAGAAGAUAUCCGGUCGGAGGAUGGGGAUUGUCAGCUUGUUCCAGCUGAGGAACCGGAUGAUGAGGAUUUGGAUGAUGCCGAAUUGGCGGCAGCUUUGGGUGCGAAGCAGGCCAGCAAGGCUUCAUGUCCUAGAGGUUCGGUGGAAUCCUUGCAUACCGGGUUGACCUCGGACCUCGAGAAGGUCAAGAUGACGGAAAGUCCUGGGGUGCAGAUUGUGACUCCUCCAGCUCAUGUGUUGGCGAUGGCAGAGAAACAACAGAAGAUACAGACUCUGAAGUAUCCUGGUGUGUUGGAGCAAGAGAUUGAGAAGAGGAAGAGAUCUUUGCAGUGUGCCGGGCCGUGGAAACAACAGAAGACGGCCCCAGCAGAGCAGGAGACUCAGGUCACGGACUUGUCUCCUGUGGCGAAGUGCCUACAGGACGAGUUUGAUGCAGCUGCAGUGCCGGGGUCGCCGAAGGCUUCAGGUGCAAGUGCAUCGAAGGUUGAUCCGGAUCUUGACGAGUCUGAUCUUUUCAAUGCCCAGCCCACGGAGUUCCUCACACGUGAGUCGCAGUUUGCAGCCAAGGGCAAGCAGGAGCAAGAGGAGGAAGAGGAUGAUGAU